Coturnix japonica (Japanese quail) is the source of this 1447-nucleotide messenger RNA. RefSeq names its product occludin/ELL domain containing 1 (gene OCEL1). Gene Ontology annotation, biological process: bicellular tight junction assembly. Lineage: Eukaryota; Metazoa; Chordata; Aves; Galliformes; Phasianidae. Gene Ontology annotation, cellular component: apical plasma membrane; bicellular tight junction; cytoplasmic vesicle. The record is from RefSeq and is a predicted model, not a curated record.
GAGGCAGGGCUGGGUGGGGGUCCUGAGUAUCAACAGGACAAGGACGGAGCUGCAGCAGGGCUGAGUGCACCCUGCAGGGGAAACUGAGGCAUUAGGACUUGGGGGGGGGAUCCUGGUGCCCCCCUCCAGCAGCACGGCCACCGCCGGGGGAUCCCAUCACCAAAGGAGAUGAUGGCUGAGCUCACCCCCCCCAGCAAUAAGAAGGGACCACGGGAUGAUGCUGUCGGGCAGCACUUGAAGUCGUGGCUGGGACUGCUGUGGGUGCUGGGGGGGCUGCAGCUGCUGUGCGGGGGGGCGGCCUUUAUCUGUGUGUGUGCUGCCAUCCCAUGGGGUUACAGCGCUUACAGCACUGAGCUGCUCCCUGGGGGGGGGCUGGGGGUCCCGCUGACCCCCUUUGUGCUGGCAGUGCUCGGCCUGGCCUGGCUGCUCACUGCCCUCCUGCUGGGGGUCACCACCCGCUACCAUCACAUCCUCUUGGGGGUCACCUGGUGGCCCCCCACCGAAGCAGGGCUCUAUGUGCUGCUCUUCCUGCUCUGCCUGGCUGCGGCGGGGGCCCACGUUCACACUGUCACCCUGGGGGGGCUCUGCUCCUCCCCGCUGCCUGGCAGCCCCCUCCUCACCGAGCUCUGCCGUGUGGAUGGGGCUCAGGCGGCCGCUCUCCUCUUCCUCUUCCUCACUGCUCUGCUCUACCUGGCCGGCAGUGCCGUGGCUCUCAAGGUUUGGUACCAGGGGGCUGCAGCGAUUCCUUGUAGCCCUAUGGACAACCUGCAGCCCACGGGGGCUUUGAGCCCCCCAGUUUCCAUCCUGAAGCCUCCGCUGGUCCGAGCCAAACGUGUAAUCUUCGAGGAUGAGGUGGGGGUGGCAGGGAGACCCCUAUGGGGGGCUGGAGUCACCACCAGCAAAGAGAGCAAGUGUUCAGGCUCGGUGCCCCCCCAGCCUGAUUACAUGAUGCGGUACCCGGCGAUCCGGAGCUCCCGGCAGCGGCAGCAAUACGGGGCGGUGUUCGUCGAUCAACACGCCGAGUAUCGGGAGCUGCGGGGCCGACUGAAGGCGGAGCGGUGGGGGGAGGAUGAUGAUGCUGUGGGCAAGGAUUUGGCCUUCGUGGCAAAGCAGCAGCGCUGCCUCUACCUGAAGGAGAAGCUGACACAUAUUAAGGCACAGAUCCAGGAGUAUGACCGCAACAGUGACCGCAGCAGCACCGUCCUCUUCUGAGCGGGGCACGAUGGAUGGAGACCCCCCCCCCAGAAAAAAAAGCCCUGUGGACACUGUGGGGCUCAGUACUGGGGGUGACAGCACUAUGGGCACCCACUGCCUGCUGUAUUGCAACCACUGUGGCAAAGGGAGCAAAUCUGGGGGUCUCUAGUGGCUCUGCACCCCCCCCCCAGCACAAAGCAGGUGCAGCCAAAGAGGGAUUGGGGCACUUUAUAAUAAAAUCCCAUGAUGUUUC